AUGUCAAGGUGUGAAACCACUUAUUCAAUCUUUCUGGAAGUUCAAGAAACAAAUGAAGAUUUUCAAUGAAAUAAAAUAAAUGCCUCUGGAACAUUGACAUCACCUUAGAGGUAGGUUCCAAUUUGGCCAAUAGUUGUCCAAAAUUUCAACUUAUGCAAACUAAACGCGUUGAAAAAUACCACCACCCCAACAAGAACUAAAUAUCAAAUCAAAUACCAAAGAGCCUGUUCAAUAUCUCUCUCAAUACCAUUUAUUUUCAUAUCCAUGUUCAAAUACCUUGUUUUCCAACAAAUCACUCACCAAAGCCACCACCAUGCAGCUCAAUCGCCUAUGCAUUGUUUUACCACCAAAAUCUGGUGAAAUGAUGCAACCAUUUGAAAAGGGUGUCCAACAACAACCCUUUCAAACAGCAAAGAAACAAGAUAAGGCUAAACAACCUCAAAGGGCUUGUGGGGGGCAAGUUCUUGAUUUGCUCCGUGAUUCUUUGAUCAAGUUCUAUGACUCAGGGUGGUGGAGAAUUUGCCAAAGAGGAGAGCACAAAGAGAACAAGAACUCUGGUUUGUUGUUUCAUGACAUGGAUGGUGUGCAAGUUUCUGUCAACAUUGGCUCGGACAACCCAAGGAUUUUCAGUUAUGCAGAGCUUUUCAUAGGGUCAAAUGGUUUCUGUGAAGACCAAGUUCUAGGGAGUGGAGGGUUUGGCAAAGUUUAUAAGGCUGUUUUACCAAGUGAUGGAACAGUGGUUGCUGUGAAGUGCUGUUUAGAAGAGAAAGGAAAACAAUUUGAGAAGAGUUUUGCAGCAGAAUUAACAGCUGUGGCAGAUCUUCGCCACAAGAAUCUUGUGAGGUUGAGGGGUUGGUGUGUUCAUGAAGAUCAAUUGCACCUUGUCUAUGACUACAUGCCUAACCGAAGCCUUGACCGUGUACUAUUUCGCAGGCAUGAGAACUUGAAGGCUGAGCCUCUUGGUUGGGGACAAAGAGGGAAAAUUGUUAAAGGUUUGGCAGCUGCAUUGUACUAUCUCCAUGAACAACUAGAAACUCAAAUCAUUCAUAGGGAUGUUAAAACCAGCAAUGUGAUGCUUGAUUCUCAUUACAAUGCUCGCUUGGGUGAUUUUGGCAUGGCUAGGUGGCUAGAACAUGAGCUUGAGUACAAGUAUAUCAAUAGUAAAAAAACUUCAACAAAAGUUGACCAUUUCAGGUUGGGAGAGACAUCAAGAAUUGGUGGCACAAUUGGGUAUCUUCCACCUGAAAGCUUGCAGAAGCCAAGCAAUGCUACCUCCAAAUCUGAUGUCUUCAGCUUUGGGAUAGUUGUGCUAGAGGUGGUGUCUGGAAGAAGAGCAAUAGAUCUCACAUACCCGGAUGAACAAAUCAUUUUGCUUGACUGGAUCAGAAGGCUUUCUGAUGAAGGGAAACUUCUGGAAGCAGCUGAUACUCGGUUACCAGAUGGUUCCUACAAGCUUUCACAGAUGCAACAUUUCAUUCACAUAGGCCUCCUCUGCACACUCCAUGACCCACAAUUGAGGCCAAACAUGAAAUGGGUUGUGGAAGCACUUUCUGACAUUGCUUUCCAUUUGCCAGCACUCCCUUCAUUUCUCUCCCACCCUUUAUAUAUAUCUCUCUCUUCCCCAUCAGGGACUAGUCAUAGUCCUAGUAGCACAAGUGGCACCAGCUCUACCACAGAGAAUGCUAGCAUAAUCACCAACUAUACUUCAUCAAACUAUGUCACAGCCGCAGGUGAAACUGUGUAUGUAACUGCUGAACACAAAAACAGUGAAAUCAUCUCUUCUAAGAGCAUGAAUCACCACCAAUCGUUUCCCAUGGUUGAAACUCCAAGAGAAAUAUCAUACAAGGAGAUUAUUUCUGCUACAGAUAACUUUUCAGAUUCAAGAAGGGUUGCUGAGCUAGAUUUUGGAACUGCUUAUCAUGGCAUACUUGAUGACAGUUGCCAUGUCUUGGUGAAACGCCUGGGGAUGAAGACGUGUCCCGCAUUGCGCGACAGAUUCUCGAAUGAACUGCGGAAUCUAGGAAAGCUUCGCCAUAGGAAUUUGGUGCAGCUUCGUGGGUGGUGCACUGAGCAAGGAGAGAUGCUAGUUAUUUAUGAUUACUCAGCAAGCAGAAUUCUCAGUCAACAGCUUCUGCAUCAUAGCAGUGGAAGUAGAACUGGGUGUUCUGUCCUCCAAUGGCACCACAGGUACAACAUAGUAAAAGGACUGGCCUCUGCAGUCCUCUAUCUACAUGAGGAAUGGGAUGAGCAAGUGAUUCACAGAAACAUUACCUCUUCAGCUGUCAUCCUUGAACCAGAUAUGAACCCAAGACUAAGCAGUUUUGCUCUAGCUGAAUUUUUGUCAAGAAAUGAGCAUGGCCAUCAUGUAAUCAUUGACACUAGAAAAUCAGUUCGUGGGAUAUUCGGCUACAUUUCACCAGAAUAUGUGGAAUCUGGUGAAGCUACCUCAGCAGCUGAUGUUUAUAGUUUUGGUGUGGUGGUGCUUGAAGUUGUCACUGGACAGAUGGCAGUGGACUUCAGGCAGCCAGAGGUGCUUUUGGUGAAGAAGGUUCAUGAAUUUGAGAUGAGAAAAAGACCAUUGAAGGAAUUAGCUGACAUAAGACUUAAUGGAGAGUUCAAUGACAAAGAACUGAUGAGAUUGGUAAGGUUAGGAAUUGCAUGCACCCGUUGCAACCCACAGUUAAGACCAACCAUGAGACAAAUAGUAAGCAUCCUUGGUGGCAAUGACAAAUUACUCAUGCAGAAUAACACGGAAAGCAUGGAAGAAUGGAGACAAAGAAAUGCUAGUUCUUUGGAAAUGAUUAAGAGAAUCCAAGCUCUAGGAAUACAGUAAGUAGUUACAGUGGUCAUUGGUGUAACCUAAGGAAACUGAAAUUUUUGUAAAAUAGAGAAGGCUGUUUCUUUGUAUCUCCUUAUUUUAUCUAUUUUAUCUGCUUAUUAUCUAUGCUAGGUUGUAUAUACAGAAGUUUAAUGUAUCGGUUUAUCUUUCAGCUGAAGCAUUAGUCAAAUUAUGUAUUUCUAUCAUAAUUUUUCUUAUAUUCCCACAAGCAAAAUGUAUAAAUUUCUCCAACCAAAGUUUCAAGAAAAUGAUAAAAUUCAAGCUUAUACACAUUAAGCACUAUCUAAUCUAAAUUUAAGCAUUCUCUGCAGUAGAAUAGCUAUUCAUCAACAUCAAUCCCAAUCCAUUUGAUGAAACCAAAGAGGAACCCCCUGAAUGUGGCCUGCCCAUUCUUGUCCCAGUCUAUAUCUUCUGCAAGGAAAACAAAACCAGACAGUGACAUACAAAUAAGGAUAGUGAAAUGAAAAAUGAAACAACAGAUCAUGUUAUAAAGGAGGAAUUGAAGUGAAGUUACUAUUACCAAGUCGUUUUCUAGUGAUGUGCGAUGGUGAUCUUUCCCGAGGGGUAGUCUCAUUCAAUGUCAAGGCCAUGUCCUCAUGGUUAAUCUUCCCAUCAGAAUUAUGAUCAAAAAACAGAAAGACCUCAACUAUGGUGUCAAAAAUUUCUCCAAUCUGUGCUAACUCUGCUUUGGAAGGCUGAGAGGAAAACAUAAUCAUUAUAUCAGUAGUGACUGCACAGUUUAAGCAGAUAUGUCUAUCAAGUUCAAGAUCAAGAUAGCACAAAUUAAGUUUCUGAUGAAUACAUUAUCAGAAGAUGAAGGUUCUGUUAGGAGAUGUACGAGGCAUAGAAGAACAAUAAAUUCAUUGAACUGUAUCCCCUUGCUUCCAUCAAUAUCACAGUACUUAAAAAUAUUCUGACUUUCAUCCUCUGGAAGAUGAAGUUGCAAAUGUUCUAACAACCUUUUUAGUUCAUUAGGCUCUAUAGAUCCAUUAGAGUUCACAUCUGUGAAAGAUACAAAAGGUUAGUUUUCUAUCAAAAUUUAUGUGCUUUGGUUCAUAAAGAAAAGAAUGUUGGGGUUGUUUUUGAAACUUACCAUACUUUUCAAACAUUACUCUUAACGACUUCAGUUUCUCCUCGAACGUAGGGAACAUCAUAAAUAUGUUAUCAAUUGAUUUCAUUCUU
Messenger RNA from Abrus precatorius (Indian licorice), 4021 nucleotides. Its product is annotated as receptor like protein kinase S.2-like. Gene Ontology annotation, molecular function: protein kinase activity; ATP binding. Gene Ontology annotation, cellular component: plasma membrane. Bases 314 to 2833 code for a protein of 839 amino acids. NCBI's taxonomy places the organism in Eukaryota, Viridiplantae, Streptophyta, Magnoliopsida, Fabales, Fabaceae. The record is from RefSeq and is a predicted model, not a curated record. The transcript has a single exon. Gene Ontology annotation, biological process: protein phosphorylation.